GGCGCCCCCCUGUUCCUCCCGCUGCUCUAAAAUCCCCCUUCAUCGCUUCCUCCGCGAGGUUAAAGGACCAGUAACCCGGCCGAGAUGACAACUUUACGGGCUUUCACCUGCGAUGACUUGUUCAAAUUCAACAACAUCAACCUGGACCCGCUGACGGAGACCUAUGGGAUCCCGUUUUACCUCCAGUACCUCGCCCACUGGCCCGAGUACUUCAUCGUGGCCGAGGCGCCGGGCGGAGAGCUGAUGGGCUACAUCAUGGGGAAGGCGGAGGGCUCGGUGGCGCGGGAGGACUGGCACGGCCACGUGACGGCGCUGUCGGUGGCGCCCGAGUUCCGGCGGCUGGGCCUGGCCGCCAAGCUGAUGGACAUGCUGGAGGAGAUCUCCGAGAGGAAGGGCGGGUUCUUCGUGGACCUGUUUGUGCGCGUCUCCAACCAGGUAGCGGUGAGCAUGUACAAGCAGCUGGGCUACAGCGUGUACCGCACCGUCAUAGAGUACUACUCGGCCAGCAACGGGGACCCCGACGAAGACGCAUACGACAUGAGGAAGGCGCUCUCCCGGGACACGGAGAAGAGGUCUAUCAUCCCUCUGCCCCACCCCGUCAGGCCGGAGGACAUCGAGUGACCCCUGACCCCCCCCACCCUGUGAGGUCAUAGUUACCCCUGACCCCGUGAGACCAGAGGACAUAAUGACCCCUGACCCCGUCAGACUAGUGACCCCUCAUUGCGUUACUGUACAUAGGUAAAUACGACAGGAAGUGGUGUUGGUCUGGCUUCCUGUCCGCUCGUUCAGUCAGACACUGGUUACCCACGGACCCUCAAACUUCUUUUAUACGAGUAGAGUUCACAUUUGUUACCACAAAGUUCCUGAGGAAAUGUUUUGUUGUGAAAUAAUGCAAGUUUGUUGUUGAAGAGGUGUGUAUUUACAGUGGAUUCACAGAUACAAACAUGGACAAUAAAGAUCGCUCUAAGGCCAGUAU
Gadus chalcogrammus (walleye pollock) is the source of this 976-nucleotide messenger RNA. It is a transcript of the gene naa20, whose product is annotated as N-alpha-acetyltransferase 20, NatB catalytic subunit. Gene Ontology annotation, cellular component: NatB complex. Gene Ontology annotation, molecular function: protein-N-terminal amino-acid acetyltransferase activity. Gene Ontology annotation, biological process: N-terminal peptidyl-methionine acetylation. NCBI's taxonomy places the organism in Eukaryota, Metazoa, Chordata, Actinopteri, Gadiformes, Gadidae. The record is from RefSeq and is a predicted model, not a curated record. The coding region runs from base 85 to 621 and encodes 178 amino acids. The transcript has 6 exons.